AUGGCAUGGGCACCCGGCCUCGCGGCGAUAGCUCGCGAUGAGCGCGUCGUCCUCCUGACCAUCGGCCUCGCCACCUAUGGGCUGGUCCGAAGCAUCUUCGCCGGCCUCACCGUCAUCCGCGACCUCAACGUGGUGCCGCCCGCAGAACCCAAGACGCAGUACAUCACCCAGGACACAGAGGAUGCCCUGCAGCUGGAGACGAUCGAGAAGCUCUUGAACCAUCCAAGCUACUCCAUUAGAGAAGUCGCCACCAAGAUUCUCUGCGACAGGGCAAUCAACGACUCCGAGACGACGACGCACCUGCUCUACGGCAUCACCCGACCCGACUACGACGAGCGUAUGCAAUGCCUCCGAGCACUCGCUCUGCUGACAGGGCAGACCAUGGGCCUCGACGGCUUGUCCAGGCUGAACAACGAGAUGGCCUACUCGGCCCUCGUGAGAUCGCUCGAGCUGAGCCUCCACGAUGUUGAGCGCCCCGACCUCAGCAACAGCCACUGGGACGAAUACUACCUGCGCGACAUGGCCGAGAGAUUCUGCCUCAUGUUUGUCUUCGAACUCGUCAACAAGUACGGUGCCAGCCUAAUCAUCAAGGCCAAGUUUGUCGAAAAGUGGCUCGCCAAGCAAAACUGGGGCAGCGAUCCGCAACAACGUCGCUGCAGAUUCAAAGAAUACAUGGAUCUGAAGAAUAACCGCCUCGCCGAAAUCGUGACUGGCAUCAAGCACUCAAAGCGCGGUCUUCGCGCGCUCGAAAAGGCCGGCUUGAUAGACAAGGAAAGCUCUCGGCGACGCUCGGGAGAGCUCCCCGAACUCAUCAUGGAAAUAGAAGAGGAGAUUGUCGGGGAACAACCGACGGAUCCAAUGGCUCGUCGAACAAGGGAACACUCUGCUGAAGAGCGACGACUUCGACGCCAGCAUCGGGAGGCCAUGGUCCUAAACGACGGGACGAGACCGCUCGGUCGAGAAGACAUUAUUGAACGGGACCAUGGAUCGCCGGCUUAG
Molecule: messenger RNA, 999 nt
Organism: Hirsutella rhossiliensis
Lineage: Eukaryota; Fungi; Ascomycota; Sordariomycetes; Hypocreales; Ophiocordycipitaceae
Product: cytoskeleton-associated protein
Exons: 2
Coding region: 1-999 (332 amino acids)
Source: RefSeq, a predicted model, not a curated record